Messenger RNA from Baudoinia panamericana UAMH 10762, 917 nucleotides. RefSeq lists its product as uncharacterized. The record is from RefSeq and is a predicted model, not a curated record. Gene Ontology annotation, molecular function: 4 iron, 4 sulfur cluster binding; quinone binding; NADH dehydrogenase (ubiquinone) activity. Lineage: Eukaryota; Fungi; Ascomycota; Dothideomycetes; Mycosphaerellales; Teratosphaeriaceae. Gene Ontology annotation, biological process: electron transport coupled proton transport; aerobic respiration; mitochondrial respiratory chain complex I assembly. Bases 39 to 740 code for a protein of 233 amino acids. The transcript has 4 exons.
CUUUGUGCGACAAAUCUAAACACCCUGCAACUGUUACCAUGUUUUCGACUACACGACAGGCUACAGCGCUGGCGCUGCGCGCCAAGCCCAUCACCGCCCUCCAACCCUUCCGCGCCGCCAACGCAGCCUUCAUAUCAUCAACAUCCUCUAAAGAUGCCCAACCAGCCAUGCAAAAGCCCGGCCUCAUUCGAAACAAUCCUCCUCCACCACCGCCCAUGAAGAGCAAGAUGCCCGAUCAGGUGCCUUUACCGAGUCAAGAAGGGACGAAAGGUGCCCUACAAUAUGCACUUUCUACCGUUGAUGCCGUCGCAAACUGGGCUCGUCAAGGUUCCUUAUGGCCGAUGACUUUCGGUCUCGCCUGUUGCGCUAUCGAAAUGAUGCAUCUCUCGACACCCCGGUACGACCAAGAUCGCAUGGGUAUUAUCUUCCGUGCCUCGCCACGCCAGUCAGACGUCAUGAUCGUUGCCGGAACCCUUACGAACAAGAUGGCCCCGGCGUUACGGCAAGUCUACGACCAGAUGCCCGAUCCAAGAUGGGUCAUCAGUAUGGGCAGUUGCGCCAACGGCGGCGGCUACUAUCAUUACAGCUACUCGGUUACGAGAGGCUGUGAUCGGAUUGUGCCCGUGGACAUCUACGUGCCGGGAUGCCCGCCCACGGCCGAGGCGCUGAUGUUCGGAAUAUUUCAGCUCCAGAAGAAAAUGAGACAUACGAAGAUCUCGCGAAUGUGGUACCGUAAGUAGGAGGUGGAGGAAUGAUGUGCAUAGUCGAAAUCGGAGUUUUGGCGAGUUUUCGGCGCUGGGAGCAUCAGGCAGGGCAAACCUGCACUCGGUAUACAUAUCUCAGUAUGCGUAACAUGCCUUACCAACUUGUCCUCUCGUUGCCUCACCCUUUGCUGUUCAUGUGCACAACUGGCUCCC